Messenger RNA from Malania oleifera, 2631 nucleotides. Its product is annotated as WRKY transcription factor 72A-like. Gene Ontology annotation, biological process: regulation of DNA-templated transcription. Lineage: Eukaryota; Viridiplantae; Streptophyta; Magnoliopsida; Santalales; Ximeniaceae. The record is from RefSeq and is a predicted model, not a curated record. The transcript has 6 exons. Bases 424 to 2289 code for a protein of 621 amino acids. Gene Ontology annotation, molecular function: sequence-specific DNA binding; DNA-binding transcription factor activity.
AUUUCAUUUCAUCCACGAAACUCAAUUCAAAGAUGCUGUCCGGCCUUCCUUAUAGAUUCUGAGUUUAUUUAUUAACACCGGCGAUUGCGUCUUGAACAUCUCUCUCUCUCUCUCUCUCUGAUGUUAUCUAAUUUUAACGUUGAAGUUGAAUUCUUCUAGCUUUUGCACCUCAACUUUAAAACCCAAAUUAAAAAUGACUUGCUUGUAGAAAUAUUAGUGGUUUAAUGAAUUUUUCUAAUCGACGAGAGUGCAAUUGGGGUGUUGACAAUUUUGUGAUUGUAUGGAUGGAGGCGGUGAUGGGUUUGAAUUUGUUAGAUUAAAGGAGUCAAAUACUGCAGGCUCUGCUUAUAAAAAGGAAGUCCCAGUGCAUAUGCAUGGGUUAAUUCCUUGGUAAGAGGGGAAGUUGAAGACUUAACAUCAGAUAUGGAAGCUGCUGCUUUGAGAUCGAGAUCGGUUCCUGGCGGCCACGACAGAGUCAAAGAAGACAAGAGGGGAGUUCUUCAAGAACAUACCAGCAAUGAUGAUCAUGGUUGCAAAGACUUAGAGAUUCUUGCUAAGGUUCCAAGUGCAAGAAAAGAGGAUGAGGAUAAGCUGAAUCGAUCUUAUUCACAAAAGCACAAGGAUUUAGGCAGAAGCAAAGAGGCAGUAGCCAUAGCUAAGAUAGACAAGUCAUAUGUGGAACCAAACUCAUCCAGAGCUUCUUUAUCUUCAACUCAGAAGGAUGAGGAUGACCAACUUGAAUCUGCUAGGGCUGAAAUGGGUGAGGUGAGGGAAGAAAAUCAAAGGCUAAAGAUAUACUUAGAUCGAAUUAUGCAGGAUUAUGAAGCCCUUCAAAUGCAAUUCUAUGACAUUGUUCAACAAGAAGCGAAGAAGUCUAUGCGUACUACUAAUACUAGUCAAGAAAUAAUAGAAGAGCCCGAGCUUGUUUCCCUUAGCCUUGGAAGAAUGUCCAAUGAUUCAAAAAUGAAUGAAAAGAGCAAAAUAUAUGGCAUAAAGACAGAAGAUGCUCUACAAGUCAAAGAAGGAUUGGCUUUAGGUUUGGAUUGCAAAUACGAAGCAACUGCUGCAACUAAACGUCCUUCCCCUAAUCCAAGUCUUGAGAAUAGCUUUGAUGAACCGAAAGAAGAUGCAGGAGAGACUUGGACUCCAAGUAAAGUUCUAAAGACAACAAGAGGUGGAGAUGAUGAAAUCUCACAACAAACCCAUGUGAGCAAGAAAGCAAGGGUUUCUGUCAGAGCCAGAUGCGAUACCCCAACUAUGAAUGAUGGAUGCCAGUGGAGAAAAUAUGGACAGAAGAUUGCAAAAGGAAACCCAUGCCCUAGAGCAUACUACCGUUGCACAGUUGCACCAUCCUGCCCAGUUAGAAAACAGGUGCAAAGAUGUGCUGAAGACAUGUCGGUCUUGAUCACGACCUAUGAAGGAACACACAGCCACCCGCUUCCAAUUUCAGCCACUGCCAUGGCUUCCACCACUUCAGCAGCAGCACGCAUGCUCAUGUCUGGCUCAUCCACCUCCCAACCAGGCCUCACCCAACCCACAGACCACCUCCACGGCUUCAGCUUUUACCUCACAGACAACACCAAAUCAAAGCAAUGCUUCAUUCCCAACUCCUCCUCAUUCUUAUCUUCUCCUUCUCACCCAACCAUCACUCUUGACCUCACCUCAACCCCAUCCUCUUCUUCCUCCUCAUUUCGCUUCAAUCGAUCAUUAUCUUCAACCUUCCCUCCAAGAUAUUCCCCCUCAAGUCUCAACUUCACUUCUUCAGAGUCCAACACACCCACGAUAUCCACAUGGGCUGGCGGCCUCGUCGGCUAUGGCACCCAACCCUACAACAACAGCCACAUGGGGUCCUCUAGCUUUGGCAUCGGACAAACACAAGAGAGUUUCAAUUUCUACCAGUCUUUCUUGCAGAAGAAUAACCCAGCUCAUCAUUCUCAGCAGUCUUUGCCUGAUAACACUAUUGCAGCUGCAACCAAGGCUAUCACUUCAGACCCGACUUUCCAGUCGGCUUUGGCCACUGCUCUUUCGUUGAUAAUCGGAGGCAACAGUGAGGUUCACGGAAGCCAUGGUGCGGGAGAAAGUUUUGUGCAGAAGCUGAAGUGGGCUGACCAGUUUCUUCAGUCGAAUCCAAAGGGAAGUGACUGUGCGCCUAGCUACUUAAACGGAACGGGUUCAGGCACCAGUUCUCAACCAGCAGGAAGCUUGACGUUUCUACCACCUCCAUUGCCAUUUUCUUCCUCCAAGAGUGCAUCUGCUUCUUCUAAUGAUAACAGAGAUCAUAACAAUUGAGAUUAUGAAUGCCAAGCCGUUAUGGUGGUGUGCAUGGAGGUGGCUGAUGUAUGGCGACUAAGAGAAGGUGAAAGUACAAGUGUGUUUUGUUAAUUGUUUUUGGUGACGAUUUGUUUAUAUAAAUUUUUAUAUGUAGAUAAAUAUGGUAUGACUGAACAAUUAAGAGUAUCCAUUAAGCUUGAUAUCAACUUUUAUUUUUGUUAAAUAAAUGUAUAGUCUUCAAAUUUUAUCACUUAAUUUUUAGUGAAAUAACCAAGUUGUUGUUUGAUGAAAUGUUCUUUAUAUGUAAUGACCCCAUAGCCCCUGUUAAUAAAAUAUUUCAAAAAAGCUUCUCAAAGAAAA